Lampris incognitus (smalleye Pacific opah) is the source of this 462-nucleotide messenger RNA. RefSeq names its product Transmembrane protein 150A-like. The record is from RefSeq and is a predicted model, not a curated record. The transcript has 6 exons. Lineage: Eukaryota; Metazoa; Chordata; Actinopteri; Lampriformes; Lampridae. Bases 1 to 462 code for a protein of 153 amino acids.
AUGUCUCUUUGGAUGAUAUUGCCUGUCAGCCUCCCAGCUUUGACCAUCACUGGGAUAUGGGUUGUGUAUGCUAUGGCCCUGUACAACCAGCAUGUCUGCCCCGUGGAUAACUGGUUGUACAACCAGUCGUGUGAAGAGGAGCUUUAUUUGCAGAGCGGGCCAACUUUGUGCUGCACCCUAGAUAAUAUACCUCUCAUCAGUAAGUGUGGGACUCUUCCUCCUGAAAGCUGCUUCUUUAGCCUCAUCUGCAGCACCGGAUCCUUCAUGGUGAUGGUGAUUGUGCUACUACGCUAUGCCCACGUCAUCGAGAAACACCAGAAUUGUGUUCUCAACACGGCAGGCCUGUCCACGGGCUGGAUCUGUGCAGCGGGACUAAUCAUGGUGGGCAACUUUCAGGGAGAGGAGAGGAGCGCUGCUCUGGAAAACUGGGAGGAAUUUCAUGGAAAGAGCUUGGGGAAAUGA